This is a messenger RNA of Ostrea edulis (European flat oyster), 2423 nucleotides long. RefSeq lists its product as uncharacterized. The transcript is spliced from 14 exons. The record is from RefSeq and is a predicted model, not a curated record. Lineage: Eukaryota; Metazoa; Mollusca; Bivalvia; Ostreida; Ostreidae. The coding region runs from base 82 to 2277 and encodes 731 amino acids.
CUUAUUGGUCGCUAGCUUAUUGUUCGCUAGCUUGACUUUAGUUCACGCGACAAGAUCACUGAGUCUGAAGAUAAACUAAAGAUGUACUUGAUUAAGGUUCUGCUCACAGCGGCUCUUGUUGGUAUUGUUGGAUGUGAAGAUGUUAAGCAUGUGCACUUGGUGUUUAUGAAUCACUUGGAUGUUGGAUAUGAUGGCUUACUUCCAGAAGAACUUGGAUUUGUGAACAAUGUUAUAAAUAAGUAUUUUACCGAAUACUAUUCUCGCUCAAUCAACACCUCGGCCACACUGAGAGAACUUGGUUACUAUGAGAAACAGGUGUACACCACUCACCCGUGGCUGGUGUGGCUGUAUCUACACUGCCCCCCUGAUCUGGUUUUAUCAGGAAUCAAAUUACAGUGCCCUAAUGAGAUGGAAAAGGCAGAGUUUAUAGCAGCAGCUAGACAAGGGGACAUAACCUGGCAUGCAGGCCCCAUGAACAUGUAUAUGGAGACCAUGGACCCCAUGAUGGUGAGGUUUGGUGUACAGCUAAGUAUAGACUUAGACAAGGAGCUGGGAAUUAAGAGGAAGCAUCGGACCCUCAGUCAGCGAGAUGUACCAGCCAUGACUCAGGCGAUACUGCCGAUCCUGACUGAUCUCGGUGUGGAGGCAAUCAGUGUAGGCGUAAACACCGUAACGGCCCCGCCAGCAGUUCCUCCCAUCUUCAACUGGAAGUUCAAAAACAGUUCCGUCAUUGGAAUCUGGCACCCAGGGGGUUACCCAGACAACCCAGGCCCUAUGCCAGCAAAGCCUUACGGUCUGUCCAAGAAGGACUGUGCCACAUUCCCAGGGUUGGAUCACGCUCUCUGUUUUGCAUUUAGAACCGAUAAUUCUGGGCCACCUAUGGAUUAUAAAGAGGUACUGGGGUAUUAUGAAAUAGCUAGAUCCCAGUUCCCUGGAGCUGAUGUUCAGUCUUCGUCUCUGGAGGAUUUUGUUCAGGCUUUACAACCGUACAAAUCGAAACUGCCCGUUAUAACUAAGGAAUUUGGAGAUACCUGGAUCCAGGGCUCGGCAUCAGAUCCGCGGAAAGUGGCGGAAAUGAGGGCAGUAUUCAGGGCCAGGACCAAAUGUCUACAGGAUGACUCAGGUUGCUCGUUGUCAGAUCCUCGAGUUUACAAUGCCAGCGUUUUCUUCCUGAAACACGGAGAACACACGUGGGGAUUGAGCAGUGUUUUCGACAGUCACCACUGGAGCAAUGAUGCGUUCUACCCAAUCAUGGAUAAUCUUUCCUUUGGUUUUGUGAAUGGUACGUUGUCUUGGCAAGAGCAGAGAAAUUUUACAAACCUUGGACUGGAUGCACUGGGAAAUCAUACUCUGGUUAAAGACAUUGUUUACCAGUUGAAUCAGAUUCAGGCUAAACAACCAGACAUGUCAGGGUACGACAACAUCGGCACACCCUCAGAGAUCCAGAAAUGUUCCAGCGGAUUUGAGUUUGGAUUUGACAAACAGGGGUCUCUGAUACAUUUGAAAGACCCUACAAGUCAGGCAGUAUGGGCAGACAACACCCACCCGCUAGGAAAAUUUGUGUACCAGACUUUAAAUCAGACGGACUUUGAUUUCUUCAAUAAACACUACCCAUACUCGCCACGCUUUCAGUUAGGUAUAGGAAAACCCAACAUUUCAGAAUCGAAUGCCACCAGUGGCUACUGGGAUGCAACCAUGAUGGAUUUGUUUAAAAGUAAAGAGGGAUGCAGCUUUAUUGUCCAUCUCCAAAUGUCAGAUUCAAUAAGUAUGUCCAAGUAUGGUGCUCCAACUGUGAUAUACAUUAAAUAUACUGGUGUGGCAGUGUCCAAACAAAUCUCCAGUAUAGAUGUAGAGGUUCAGUGGUUUCAGAAACCUCCAACAAGGAUGCCGGAGUCGAUUUAUUUUAUGUUCCGACCCAUCAGCAAUCCCAAACUGACCUGGAAACUCCAUAAAGUAGGACAGUUUAUUGAUCCACUCAACGUCAUUCUCAAUGGAAGCCAGAUUCUUCACGCUGUAGACAAGGGUGUAUAUUACACAGACAGUAGAAACCAGGGAUUGUCCAUUGAGUCACCAGAUGUCGCUGUAGUGAAUGUGCUGACACCUGGCAGCAGACCAAGCGUAAUUCCUCUUCCAUUAAAGCCUAUCAGUGCGGUAGAUGGAAUGGCUUUCAAUUUGUACAACAAUGUUUGGGAUGUAAACUUCAUUUUCUGGUACCCAUUUGAGAAGAGAGACAGCAACCAAAAGUUUCGCUUUAAACUCAAUUUAUCACCUGCUUAACAUUGAAAAUGCCAUAGUUGUGUACGAGAUAUCUGUGAUAUUUACAUGUUUUGUGUAUGCACAUUUACAUGUUUAUGUUUGCACAAGUACAUGUAUGUAGUCGAAUAAUCAAAUAUUACAUUUUCUAAGAGGCAUUACUUAAGACU